AUGAUCCAUUACAGUUGCUCGGUGCGCGUCGAUUCGCUGCUGUUCGCGGAUACUGUGAUGGGACGUGAGCAUAUUGGUGCAGUCGAGGAAAUGGAGCAGCACGACGAGCAGAUUGGUGCAGUUGAGGAAUUAGAGCAGCUUGGCGAAAUGCAAGUUGAGGAGAGGGCAGCCACUGAAACCCCAACAGAUCGCGCACCUAAAAAGAACGGUAUCAAACGGAAGAAGUUGACCAAAAAACUGCGCAAAACAAAGAAAACGGCAAGCAUUUAUGUCGAAUUUUUUGCAUAUUGCUCAUUUUUCGCUUCGUUUGAUAAUUUUCUGGCCUACAUCUGA
Molecule: messenger RNA, 333 nt
Organism: Gongylonema pulchrum
Lineage: Eukaryota; Metazoa; Nematoda; Chromadorea; Rhabditida; Gongylonematidae
Source: the annotation of a GenBank genome assembly